AUGAAGGCUAAUUCCCAGAGGGUGCUAGACAUCACAAAAUAUGGAGCAUGGCCAAACGCAGACAUCAGCCAGGCGUUGAUGAAAGCAUGGAACGACGCAAUAGCGUCACCAACGGCAAGCCAAAUCCUGAUCCCAAAAGGGGAUUGGAUAUUGAGCCAAGCCCGCAUGUCGGGGCCCAGCAAGGCCCCGAUCACCCUUAUGGUGAAAGGCAACCUGAAAGCCUACCAGGACCCGUGGAAACUCCCUGUGAAGACCCAAGAAUGGAUAACCAUUAACUACGUAAACUUCCUUACCAUCACGGGCGGGGGCAUGCUCGACGGGCAGGGUUGGGAAGCCUGGAAAUUGAACGAUUGUCACAAAAACAAGAACUGCCCGAAGCUCCCCAUCAACCUGAGCUUGAACUUCAUCAACAACUCCAUCAUCCAGGACAUCACCACCAAGGACAGCAAAUACUUCCACGUCAACUGCAUCUCCAGCCGCAACGUCACCUUCCAGCGCUUCACUAUCUCCGCCCCUGAUGAAAGCCCUAACACCGAUGGCAUCCACAUAGCCCGAGGAAACAACAUCCGUGUUCUCGAUUCCGUCAUCAAGACGGGAGACGACUGCAUCUCGUUUGGGGACGAACUCAGCGACGUCCUCGUCAAGAACGUGCAGUGCGGGCCAGGCCAUGGCAUCAGCAUCGGCAGUUUGGGGAAUAACGUGAAGGAGAAGGACAUAAGAGGGAUAACCGUGGAGAAGUGCACCUUCACCGGCACCGAGAAUGGGGUCAGGAUCAAGACAUGGCCCUCAGCCCCGGCCACACUCACCAUCUCCGACCUCCACUUCAUCGACCUCACCAUGGUUAAUGUUGGAAACCCCAUUGUGUUUGAUCAGAAGUACUGCCCACAUAACCUAUGUGACCCGAGUAACCCCUCCCUUAUCAAGAUCAGCAACGUCGAGAUCAACAACAUCAGGGGCACCAGCUCCAGCCCCGAUGUCCUCAGCUUCAUAUGCAGCAAAGCCAAGCCAUGCGACAACAUCAGGAUAGGGCUCAUUGAUCUCAAAUACAAUGGAAAUAAGGCGAGCACAACUAAAUGUGAAAACAUUAAGUCCAGCUUUUUCUCCACGCAGAGUCCCCGCGUCUGCGCCUAA
Molecule: messenger RNA, 1131 nt
Organism: Salvia splendens (bonfire salvia)
Lineage: Eukaryota; Viridiplantae; Streptophyta; Magnoliopsida; Lamiales; Lamiaceae
Product: polygalacturonase-like
Exons: 2
Coding region: 1-1131 (376 amino acids)
Biological process (GO): carbohydrate metabolic process
Molecular function (GO): polygalacturonase activity
Source: RefSeq, a predicted model, not a curated record